AUGCUCGCUCGUCGCUCUCUCACGGCGGCAGUUACGGCUGCGUCGGCGCAGCCGCUCCUGCAACAGCAGCGCUACGACCACGACCGCUGGUACGGCCACGCAUUGGAGCUUGACAGUCACAACUACAAGUUUACUGGUGAGCCCCCAAGUUGGAUGCGGCCGCGCGAGCGCACCGAGGAGGAGACGGCGUUUGCCAAAUCUGUCUUGCCUCAUGUCGACUUUGCGAGCAGCUACGAGUGCCUGUUGUUUGACGCGGACCGUCUGAAUGGGCACCUGAACCGCAAGGAGUUUGGCAAUGAGGUUCGAUUCCGUCUGGAGAAGCAGUCGAACACAGUGGCGCGUGCACAGCAGCUGCUGAAGGAUAAGAAAGAGAGCCGAGAUGAGCGUGUGGAGAACACGAUGAUUGCCCGCAUUUUUGACGAGGAACACGUGCAGGCGGAGAUGAAGUACGUAAAGUGUAUUCGCGCCAACGAGCUGGCGGAGGACAACCGUCUCGACAUCCUCCCUGGUGGCUCCCCCAAUUCCCUGCGUGAGAAGACGCGUUGGAACGUCAACACCGAGCUGCACCCCGCGGACCGCGCGGAGAUCGGCGCCCGUCUUACGGCCUGGCUGCCGGAGAAGUACCACAUUCUGUACUUUGACGACUUUCAGACGGUGGCCGCGAAUGAUCCGACGGCGCGGCGCGAGAUGCUCAGCAUUGUGCAGAAUGUGGAGCGUGAGUACGCGCCAGAGGCCAAGACCACCGGCUACGAGGCCGACCUGAAGGAGGUGGUGCAGGAGCUUAUGGACGACGUGGACCCGUCACGCCACAUCACCCCCGCUGCGAUCAAAGACUGCACAGACCUCAACCAACUGGAGGAGUGGUCCCGGGUGGUGCACGAGUACAACGGGGACGACCGCAUGCUCGCCAUCUACGCCCGCGCCGCCGAGCUCACGAAGAACACAGAUCAUCAAAACCUCGUUAAGAACAUGCAAGAGUGGCGCAAGCUGGCGAACAAGGUGUAG
This is a messenger RNA of Trypanosoma rangeli, 1005 nucleotides long. RefSeq names its product putative cytochrome c oxidase subunit IV. NCBI's taxonomy places the organism in Eukaryota, Euglenozoa, Kinetoplastea, Trypanosomatida, Trypanosomatidae. The coding region runs from base 1 to 1005 and encodes 334 amino acids. The transcript has a single exon. The record is from RefSeq and is a predicted model, not a curated record.